GUUCUUUUAACUGUUGACGUUCUGCACCCCUGACUGGCGCUGCAGAUCUUGUCGUUCUUUUUUUUGUUACUUUUUCUUAUAAUCGAUGCCCCGGAUUUUGACUGUUUUGCUUUUUGGAUCUGGGUGAAGACCCUUUUCAGUACUGACGAUUUGGUAUACGAUUUUGCAUCAGCAGCCAUGCCGUCCCUCGAUGCUGAGAUGUGGGCGUGGUACGCCUUGACGGUGAUUGUGGUGUUUGCGCGAAUGGCGUCCCGUCGUAUGUUGCUCGGGUCAUUCAAGCGUAUGUUGGCAGAUGAUUACCUCAUGACGGUGACAAUGAUCACGUAUACUGCCCUCUUGGCAAUCGUCAGCGUCCUCACACGAACACCCACCAACCUCAUCAAUCCCGACGAUCACAUCGUACUCACCCCUGAAGACAUCAAGCUCCGAGAAUAUGGAUCGAAACUGGUACUCGUCACGGAACACAUGCAGAUGAUUACCCUCUGGGGCGUCAAGGGCUGUCUACUGUUCAUGUACAGCCGACUGACAAUGAGUUUGAAGCAAAACUUCUUGGUCAAGCUGGUGGCAGGAUAUGUCGUCGUUGGAUUCGUUGUCAUGCAGAUCUUGUGGUUUGCUGCUUGGUGUCGGCCUUUUAAUCACUACUGGCAGGUUCCUCCUGAUGACUUGAACUGUUCAGCUGAGACCAACCAUAUGAUCACCAACGCCGUCAUCAAUAUCUCUUCGGACAUCAUGAUCAUCAUCCUUCCUAUGCCUGUCUUUUUGCAAUCUCAGCUGCCGCUCAAGAGAAAGAUUAUUCUCUGUGGUGUCUUUGCGCUUGGUAUCUUUACUAUACUGGCAGCAACCAUGAGUAAGAUCUACAGUCUCGGCGACCCCUACGGCACAGAAUGGUCAUAUUGGUACAUCCGCGAAGUCUCAACCGCCGUCAUCGCCGCCAACCUCCCUCUCACAUGGACCCUCCUGCAACGUGUCUUCCGCCUCGGUUCAUUCCACGCCAAGUACGGAAAAUCCUCCAACCAGCGCACCGGCGAAGGAACGUCCCGAUUCCGAUCAGCAUACGGAAACCUCAGCAGUAUGGAUAGACGACCCAAGAAGACCACUUUUGUGGAACCUGGAAUGAGUUUCUCAGAGAGUCAGGAAGAGAUUAAUGGGAAGGAUAUCCCGUUGAAGAUUUAUCAGAAGAACGAGGUUACUGUUAACAUCACUACUGAAGAGGCGUCGCCCGAUAAACGAUCGCCAUCACCACCUGGUCAGGCUGGAUUAGAGAGGAUCAAUUUCGGGGAGGUAAAUGCGCAUGGCGGUAGUGAGAAUGGUGAUAAAUCUGCGAAUGAGAUGGAGCUUGGUGUUGUUACCAAGCCUCAUGUCAAAGUCCAAGAACGCUUACUCCGCACCUCAUCAUCCAUCCCUUGCUUGGGUGAUCAUGGAUGCCCAAGGAAGCUCUUCGACAAGGGAACAAUGUUCUCCAGAGUUAAUCCCUUCGACCGGGCUCACAUUAUUAUGGUUCAUGGUCUGAAAGGCCACCCAUAUAAAACAUGGCGACGCAAGCAAAAUCCGAAUAACAUGGAUAAGCCAUCAACGCACCCCGAAAAAGAGGCACCGAAGCCGAGGACUUCGAAACGACUCGAACUUAGACAAGGCUUCAAGGCGUUCUUGAAAGGCUCGUCAAGCAGCAGCCGACAGGACAGCAGUCUCACAGAAUCAACAAGCAACACUGUCCCAGCUCUAGAGAAUGGUGAUCUUACUGUUUUCUGGCCUGCUGAUUUACUCCCGCAAAACUGCAAGAAGGCUCGAAUUCUGACAUUUGGUUAUGAUACGAAGAUAACCAAGUUUACCUCUGGGCCGACUAACACAAACAGUAUUUUCUCCCAUGGCAAGGAUUUUCUGUUCUCGCUGGGGCGCGAAUACGUGCCAGACCGUCCUAUGAUAUUUGUUGCUCACAGUCUCGGUGGAAUCCUGGUGAAGGAGUGGGCAAGGUCAAUGCUUAGUAGUCUGAAGUUCCAAACAACAUCCACAAUCUUAGACACUCUGGGCCUCAAGACUACAGACCUGGAACGCGCUCAUGAAGCGUUCUGCAGACUUUGGCAUCAGUAUGAUUUUCAGGUCAAGACCUUUCAAGAAAGCUUUGGUCUUACUGGAAUCGACCUGGGUGUCUUGGGAAACAAGGUCGUACCUCAUGAGUCUUCCUUGAUUGGGGACCCGAGGGAACAUGCAGAGACUCUGCAGGCCAAUCAUAAGCAGAUGAGUCGCUUCAGUAGUGCUCAGGACCCGAACUACAUCAAGGUUGCUGGGGAGAUUAAGGAUUUCUAUACCGCCAUCGAUAACGCUCACUCUAGGAUCUCGUUAACUCCGGAGCUAACUCAGAUUCUUGAAAUGAAAGCUGGUCAGAAAAAGAGGUCUCUUUCUGAUGAGGGUUCCCUGGAUGACCUAGACCAGAAAGUGCUCGACGACCUUCUCGCAGCACUACGCUUCGAUGGAAUGAAUACUCGCCGGGAGUGUAUCUUGACACCUGCCGUGAAUACCGGACAAUGGCUAUUCCAAGACCAGACAUUCCGUCUUUGGACGACUACAACUGAUCCAAGCCAGCAUCUACUCUUGAUCAAAGGAAAGCCAGGAGCAGGCAAGUCAACCUUGAUGAAAGAGCUUGCACGACGUAUGCAACGUAGUGAGAGAAGAGGCGAUAUCUGUGCCAGCUUCUUCAUUGAUGCUGGUGGCGAGCUCCUGCAACGGUGCCCGGCUGGGAUAUUCCGAUCAUUGCUCUACCAGCUUUUGUUGCAGAGCGGAAUAUGCAGCCCGGCCACACAGGCGACCUUUGCGAGGCGGAUCUUGAUCUGUAGCAUCAAGGAUGCUAUAAUUAACACCGCUCUGCCUUCGGUAGAGUGGAGCCAGAGUCUUCUAGCAAACUUGCUUACAGAAACGCUUGUAUUUCUAGCGUCGUUGGGUAAACCGGUAUUUAUCUUCGUAGAUGCACUUGACGAAUUAAGUGCUGAGAUGCAGCGACAGCAGGUUGACUUCUGGAGUCUCCAGCAACUAUGCUUUCAGGGGCUAAGGGGGCCAAGAAUCUGCUUAUCCUGCAGACAUUUUCCAAACAUUGCCGUUGCUGGCUGUCUAGAAUUGGCCUUGGAUGCUUACAACCAGGGAGAUAUCCUGAAUUACAUCACACAGCGACUCAAUGCGCGAAUCUCCGCACAAGAAGAACCCUGGAGGAGAGAACUGACGAACAGGAUCUGCGCUCUAUCAUCAGGUGUUUUCCUCUGGGUCGCCUUGGUGGUGGACGAAACUCUCGCCAGUUAUGAUAAGGGCACCAGUUUACUUGAGCUUGUCCGGCGCGUCCACGAAAUGCCAGCAGAGCUCGAGAAGCUGUAUGGGAAGAUGUUGACAAUAACCGCAUUCGGGAAUCCUCUAGUGGUGGGAAAGAUGUUCCAGUGGGUCCUUGCAGCAAACAGACCGCUGCGGCUUGAUGAGUGGCAUCAUAUACUCGCUUUUAUCCAGCCGUCGAAACCAGCCUCGCUUGCGAACUGGCGAAAAUCAGAGUCUUAUACCGAGAAUGAUCAUCAGCUUGAAAGGAAGAUUAAAAGUCUAUCGAGAGGUCUAUUGGAAGUCAGCAGCAAGCAGCACGAUAUCCUGGCGGAGAAGAACGCAGAAGUGUCAUCGAUCAAUGCUGGUGCUGGAUCUCUGGACCAUGAAGAGGGCUCAGCACGCGUCGUGCGUGUUAUCCACCAGUCUGUUUACGACUUCUUCAUAUACAAAGGAGGAUUCAGGAACCUGGGCUUGGAGAGCGUCAACCCUCUUGCAGAUUGCCAUUGCACCAUCGCAAACACUUGUAUCGACUACCUGUUCAUCCCUGAGCUGGAUGAGUACGUUGUUGCUCGACAACACGUAGACAUGGCAAGUUUAGUCAGUGCCUCAUUAUGCUCUGAGACCUCUUUUAGAACUGAAGAAGCUCCAAAGGUUGAAGCUCAGCGACAGGGACGAGGUUCUAGGCAUACCUUUGAGGGCUUGGAGGCAUUGCGCCCCUGGCAGCCUCUUGAGGUCGUUGAGAACUGGCUGGCUGGAGGGGCUUUAUCUUCAUACACAGGCUCCAUUACAGGUUCUGCAAAACAUUCUGUCUCGAGUGAGUCUCUUGCCACUGCUACAUCGCGGGUUCUGGACGACUACCCAGCUCUACUCGUAUAUACGAUCACAGAAAUCAUGCAACACAUCGAGUUUGCAAAGCUGGACCUUAAUCCCACCCAGAAAACACAGAAUCUCAUGGCGAGAUUGGGAGACGAUGCUAUCUGGAAACGUCUCCGAGCACUACAGCAGGAGAAGCGCACGCGAAAAAGAACCGCCGAAUGGAUUGAAGCGGUUACGCGUAAUCGAGAAGCUGACAGGCAACUAACUAUUCAUAGUAGGAUAUCCACGCGACUCCCACCCCCAGCAAAUGGACCAAGAAGCCCUAGAAGUAUCACGAGUUUUAGCUCGGCGAGUAGUUUUAGCCAUCAGAUCUCCAAUUCUAGCAGCGAAUGGCUUGACGCUAAGGUUGGUCACUUCCCGGGCCGGAUCUCGUCCUCGGAUGUCCAUAUCUCCAUCAUGGGCGUCUUUACAAAGUUCCGCUUCUUCAAUCGACGACUCGCGCUGUCAUGCGUGCUCAUCGCCGUGUCGACGUUUAAUUAUGGAUUUGACAACCAGGCAUUUGCGACGACGCAGGCGAUGGAUGCGUUUGAUAAGCAGUUUGGCGUUUGGAAUGAGAAGACGGGGACGUAUAUUCUUGAGCCGUCGUGGCUUUCGCUGUUUAACAGUUUGAACUAUAUCGGUUUUGCUGCUGGUGUUCUUAUUGGAACUUGGAUCUCUUCACGAUGGGGUCGACGAUGGUGCAUGUUCGUCAUGAGCGUGUAUGCCCUUGGUACAGCGACUAUCGCUGUCACGUCUUUCCAUCGUGAGCAGAUCAUGGCAGCUCGAAUUCUCAAUUACGUCUACGUCGGCAUGGAGCUUGGUGUUGUUCCAACCUUUCAGUCCGAAAUCGUUCCCGCUCAAGCUCGUGGCUUCAUGGUCGGAUCGUACCAACUUAGCCUCGCGGUCGGCGGCCUCGUCAUCAAUAGCAUCUGCUUCGGAACAAGCUCUCUCCCCGACAACCGCGCCUGGCGAAUCCCUCUCGGCAUGUUCUACAUCGUGCCUAGUAUUGUCGUGGCAGGCAUCUGGUUCGUUCCCGAGUCGCCGCGAUGGCUGCUUCGAAAGAAUAGAGUCGAAGAGGCGCGAAAGAGUCUCCAACAAAUCCGCGAAGGAGCUUUUACAGAUGAAGAGAUCGACGCUGAGUUCACGGAACUCAAGGUCUCUUUGGAGCAGGAGACUGAGCAGGGACGAUUCGUUGAGCUUCUGAGGGGUAUUAACCUGAAGCGAACUCUCAUUGUUAUGGCCGUCAACUUUUAUCAGCAGGCUGGUGGUCAAGCUUUCGUGUCGCAGUAUGGUACUAUUUACGUCAAGUCUCUUGGGACCAUCAACCCAUUUGGCUUCAGUUUAAUCACAUCCGCCAUCAGCAUCAUUUCAAUUACCUGCAUCCUUCUUUGGACUGAUAUCGUUGGUAGACGUGUCCUCAUGAUGGCAUCGUCUAUCACCAUGUUUGUUGCCAUGAUGACGAUGGGGGGUCUUGGUAUCGUAUCUCCUGUGGAUGAUUCGAGGAAGAAGGGCGUGAUCAGCAUGAUGGCUGUGUUUGCCUCCGGUUUCGGAAUGGGGUGGGCACCGCUCGUCUACGUCGUCACCACUGAGCUCUCGGCUCUCCGGCUCCGUGAUCUCACAUCGCGAGUUGGCUUCACCACCAAUGUCAUCAUGAACUUCACUGUCAACUUCAGCAUCCCAUAUCUCAUCUACGACAAGUACGCUGGCUUGAACAGCAAAGUUGGCUUCAUCUUUGGAGGCAUCAUGGCUACUGCCCUCGUGUUUGUUUACUUCUGUGUUCCUGAGUGCAAGGGUAAAACGCUGGAACAAGUCGAUUUCCUGUUCAACCAAGGUGUUCCGAUCCGACAGUUUGGAAAGGUUGAUGCGGCGGAGAUGAUGCGCGCUACACAGGAGGAAGAUGGAUUGGGCAAGGUGCAUUCUGAUGGCAAGGAUAAUACCGUGACAGCGGAACGGCGAGUCUAAGUCAUCAGUAAACAUGUAUCGAAGCUGGGGGGCGAUGUUCGGAGAUCUUGGUAUCAUGUAUUGAACUUUUCAACUAGCUACUUAAUAUUGGGGUGCAUUGGCAUCAGUAUAAGCAUUCAUCUGGAGGUCAAAGGGAUCCAACGGGAAACCGAGUUCCUGGUCUCCGAACACCAAGUUAGUCGAAUUGAUCGAGUCAUAAUUGAUGAGUGGAUAUCCCAUUGAUGAGAAUGAGCCCAGAGAUCCGUCCCCAGUUGACCCAGUCAGACCCUGUUCAUCACCCUGAAUUGGGAAAGACCAAAUAUCUUGCCCACUAGAGUUCUCUAGUACCGUGGGCUCAAGGGACGUCUCCGGUAUCUCUUCGUCAGUAUUGGACUCUGGUGGUCGGAUAGCGG
Fusarium oxysporum Fo47 is the source of this 6503-nucleotide messenger RNA. RefSeq lists its product as uncharacterized. The record is from RefSeq and is a predicted model, not a curated record. Bases 178 to 6111 code for a protein of 1977 amino acids. NCBI's taxonomy places the organism in Eukaryota, Fungi, Ascomycota, Sordariomycetes, Hypocreales, Nectriaceae. The transcript is spliced from 16 exons. Gene Ontology annotation, molecular function: carbohydrate:proton symporter activity. Gene Ontology annotation, biological process: carbohydrate transport; transmembrane transport. Gene Ontology annotation, cellular component: membrane.